Messenger RNA from Nicotiana tabacum (common tobacco), 3076 nucleotides. RefSeq names its product serine/threonine-protein kinase-like protein At3g51990. Gene Ontology annotation, biological process: protein phosphorylation. Lineage: Eukaryota; Viridiplantae; Streptophyta; Magnoliopsida; Solanales; Solanaceae. Gene Ontology annotation, molecular function: protein kinase activity; ATP binding. The record is from RefSeq and is a predicted model, not a curated record.
AAUUCUUGGGAUUCCAUUUCAGUGGAGACAACUCAUUUAACCAUCACAACCGCAAUAACACCUCUCCCCUUCCCUCCCGGCUCCUACACCUCUCCUCCCUCUUCACCAUUAUCACCAACCUGCAACAAAAUCUGCAAUCCCCAUAAACCCAAAAAGAAAAAAACUCAAAAACCUAUCACAAAACUUUCUUUUUUCCUCUUGAUUUUGCAUAUUUAUAUACAAAAAAACACAUAAAGUUUGUGACUUUACGGAUAAAAAUCACAACUUUAUGGGUUAUCUAUCAUGUAAAGCUGAAUCUUCCAUCUCAAUUUCCAAUUCUCAGAAAACCCAUAAUCAGGAAAAGGAGAAACCCAUCAAAAUUCAGGAGUUUAACUACAGGGAUCUUGAAGCUGCCACUAAUGGUUUCUCUGACCAAAAGCUUCUUGGUAGGGGCAGCCAUGGACUUGUCUAUAAAGGAAUACUUCGAAAUGGCCGUCUUGUAGCUGUCAAAAGGUCUUCUAGAGGUGCCCCAAGAUUCAGCACAGAUAAUUGUAAUGAGGUAGAGAAUGAAAUUGAUAUUCUUUCCAAAUUGCAAAGUCCAAGAUUGGUUAAUCUUGUUGGUGUUAGUACUGAUUCUCAUGACAGGCUUUUGGUUGUUGAGUUUAUGUCUAAUGGUACACUUUAUGAUGUCCUUCACUCCAAUUCUCGUUCAAUUAGUUGGGGGAGGAGGAUAAAGUUAGCUUUACAAACUGCUAAAGCUGUUGAUAUUCUCCAUUCUUUGAGCCCUCCUGUAAUUCAUCGCGAUAUUAAGUCUGCUAAUGUAUUGAUAGACAGGAAUUUUAAUGCACGUUUAGGUGAUUUUGGGUUAGCGUUAAGGUGUCAUCUUGAUGAUUUUAGGUUGAGGUCUACUCCUCCUGCAGGUACAAUGGGUUAUCUUGAUCCAUGUUAUGUGACUCCUGAUAAUUUGAGCACCAAGACUGAUGUUUUCAGUUUUGGGAUUUUGUUGUUGGAGAUUAUUAGUGGGAGGAAGGCUAUUGAUGUAGUGUAUUCGCCGCCUUCUAUUGUGGAUUGGGCCAUUCCUUUGAUUAAGAGAGGGAAGCUGUUGGCUGUGUACGAUCCGAGGAUUCCACCUCCCAAGGAUCCUUUGGUGAGAAAGCAAUUGGCAAUUGUGGCUGCUAAAUGUGUGAGGACUUGUAGGGAGAGGCGGCCAACAAUGAAGGAGGUUGUUGAAUGUUUGAGUGGGUUGAGUAAGUUGGUGCCCUUACAUUCUUGGAAUGGUUUUACCAAUCCUUGUUUGAUGGUUGAGACCGUGGGGCGACCUGUGGAGUCGAAAACAAGCCAGUUGAACUUGAGGAGAAAAGAAAGAGAUUUGGAUGGUGGAGAUGCUAGACUUGCAACGCCACUCAGGAAUUCCCAGAGGGUUUACUCUGACUUGGGGUUCCGCAGCAAUUUGAUGGACUUAAUGUCUGGAAAUGAUGGGCAGUCUGAAUUUCGGGGAGAUGGUGAUGGGGUUGAACCUAAGGCGAACUCUAUCAGUAGAGCUUUGAGCUGCAGAUAUGUAAGCGGCUCAGUUGUUGGUAGAAGAAACAAUGAGUCUUUAGUUCACAGCAAUGGUAGAGGAGGUACAUCACGUUUGAGAAGAAACAAUUCAGUUGGUGAGCAUUCAGAUAGGGAUUAAGGAGCUGAUAUGAUUGUUAGUGCAAUUGUUUCAGCUCUGGAUGCAAACCUUUGUAGAGCAUUGUUGUAAUAUUUAGAAAGUCAUUUGGAAUCUUUUCUGAUUUGAUGAGCAAGCUUAUUCCUGUGGAAUGAACCAGUUUUCUGGAAGUGGUCGCUAGCUUUUGCAAGGUACAUUAAUAAGUUUCCUUGUGUUCAUCAGACUUGCAUUGAUAUUGAGCUCUUAUAUUGAUAUUUAGCUCCUAAACUGCAGUGGAAAGUGGUUCUAACUGUUCUUUUUGUGAAAAUUUUGGACACCUCAACGCGGAAAUUUCCGUGUUCAUGAAAUAGAAAUACUCCUGAUUGGCAUACUUCCUGUAACUGACUUAUGUGGACAGGGAGCUGGAUGCAGUAGUAUCUUGAAAUUGUUGAUGCAGGUAUCAAAUGUAGCAAUAUGCUCAAAUCAGUAGGACAAAGAUGCAGUAUAAAAGAUUUUAAGCAUGGUAUUAUCCACCUUUUCCUUGUUGAUAUUCAUUCAAAUAUUAAUUUGAAUUAACUAGUUUUUGUACAUGAGCAGACACUCUUAUGUUGUAUAUUUUUGCAUUGCAUCUUUUUGAUGCCUAGUAAUGAAAUAUUCUUACUUCAUCAAAAAAAAAAAAAGAAUCUGUAGUGGAAAACUAACUAAUUCGGAAUGCUCAGUAAUUUCUGUCCUCAAAAUUGCACUUUUAUCUUAUUGAUUAUAUAAACGAAUACGAUGCUCAUUCACCAACCACGAAGAUGCAGACAUCUGUUACAAGAUCACACAAAUGUGCAUUUUAAACAAACAAUUAAACAUUUCCUAGAGGAUUUUGUCCUUGACUGUAUUUAUGAUGUUGCAACAUUUCUGGCUACAUUUUUAAGCAAAAGUUGGGUGUAGUGUCUCUCGGCUACCAGCAUUUCCUCUUCUACUUUUGUUGUUGGGGGAUUGGCCAAGUGUUAGUUCACUUCUUGCUAGUUUAAGUUAUUCCUUGGCGAUUGGGUAAGCAGUCUAGGAUUCUCACUCUUACUUGAUUGAGACCGAGAGUCAGGGCAUUAGAGGGAGAGUGUAGGGUCUUGCAGGACGUUAGGCACAUGUCCGAUCCAUCUUCUAAUUUCGAAUAUCAGUUGUUACGUACGUCUGUUCUAACAGAUGGUACUUAUUUUGGAAUGUGUCUUAUUUCUUGAACAGAACUGUAUAAACUCUUUUUUUCUAAUGAAAAGCCUGCAUCUCCUAGUGUAUUUGUUACAUAUCUUGCAGAAAAGUAGAUUGUAUUUGUUACAUGCUAGAUUUACAUAUUGUGUAGAAAAGUAGCUGAACAAGAUUGUGAUGUUGGUCAAGAGAAAAUAUGAGAUUUACAUAUUGUAAAAAGUAGCUGAACUAGAUCUUGUAUUGUGAUGUUGAUCAAGAGAAGACAUGCUUAUUUUA